AUGUCCCUGGGGCCCGGAGAGCUGAGCGAGGUGCAUUUGUAUUGUACACUGCGUGCUCUGAGUGACCGGCGCGUCCGCGUCUCCGUGCGCGUGAGGUUGCGGUUGGUGACAGUGGCUGAGGGAGAGACCCAUGAGCAGCACACGCCAUCACCAUCACACACCAUCCAGAUUGUGCCUGGCAAAUGGAACCACCGAAAACGGAGAAAUGUGAACACACCUCCCCAGUUUCAGCUCCCCAACUACCAGGUGUCUGUUCCCGAGAAUGAACCAUCAGGGACCCGUGUCAUCACACUGAAGGCCACUGAUCCGGAUGAUGGAGAGGCCGGUAGAAUAGAGUAUGGAAUGGAGGCCCUCUUUGACAGCAGAUCCAACGACGUUUUUGUAAUAAACCCUCAGACAGGUGCUAUUACAACAGUGCAGCCAUUAGACAGGGAGGUCAAAGACACACACGUCUUCAAAGUAAUGGUAACAGACAACGGCUCCCCACGGCGUUCAGCCACGUCUUACCUCACCGUGACAGUCAGCGACACCAACGACCACGGCCCGGUGUUCGAGCAGACUGAAUACCGGGUAACCAUACGGGAGAAUGUAGAGGUGGGCUUUGAGGUCAUGACCAUAAGAGCCACAGACGGGGACGCUCCCUCCAACGCCAAUAUGGUCUAUAAAAUAGUCAACAGCGGCGGAGUGAACGCUGGUUUUGAUAUCGACCCACGCCACGGGCUAGUGAGGAUCAGAGAGCGGCCCGACAGAGAGACCAUGUCCCAGUACCAGCUUAUCGUGGAAGCCAACGACCAGGGGAAAGACCCUGAACCCCGGAGCGCCACGGCCACCGUCAACAUCUCUGUAGAGGACGAGAACGACAACUACCCCCAGUUCAGUGAGAAACGUUACGUGGUCCAAAUCCCUGAGAACGUGGCUGUCAACUCUAAAGUCACUCAAGUCGAGGCCACGGACAAAGACGAGGGAAACAACGCUAAGGUCCACUACAGCAUCAUCAGUGGCAACGUGAAGGGACAGUUCUACAUCCACUCUCCCACUGGGGUCAUCGAUGUCAUCAAUCCCCUGGAUUACGAGAUGAUUAGGGAGUAUAAUUUACGGAUUAAAGCUCAGGAUGGUGGCAGGCCUCCGUUGAUCAACGGGACUGGGAUGGUGGUGGUCCAGGUGGUUGACGUAAAUGAUAACGCUCCUAUGUUCGUCAGCACGCCGUUCCAAGCCACUGUGCUGGAGAAUGUGGCCAUUGGCUACUCAGUAAUCCACAUCCAGGCUAUAGACGCUGAUUCUGGGAAUAACGCUCGUCUGGAGUACCGUCUCACCGACACCUCCCCUGGUUUUCCUUUCACCAUCAACAAUAGCACUGGGUGGAUCACGGUCGCCGCAGAGCUCGACAGGGAAACCACCGAGUUCUAUACCUUCGGCAUGGAAGCGAGGGAUUGUGGGAUACCUGCGAUGUCAUCCUCGGCCAGCGUGAGCAUCACGGUCCUAGAUGUGAACGACAACAUCCCGACCUUCACAGAGAAGGUGUAUUCUCUAAAGAUUAAUGAGGAUGCUGUGGUGGGGACCAGUGUGUUGACAGUGACAGCCAUCGACAGGGAUGUAAAUAGCGUCGUAACCUAUCAGAUCUCUAGCGGAAACACCAGGAACCGUUUCGCCAUCACCAGUCAGAGUGGAGGUGGGCUCAUCACCUUGGCGUUACCCUUAGACUACAAACAGGAGCGCCAGUAUGUCCUGACGGUGACUGCUUCGGACGGCACGCGUUAUGACAUGGCACAGGUGUUCAUCAACGUCACGGACGCCAACACGCACCGUCCAGUGUUCCAGAGCGCCAACUACCAGGUGAUGAUUAGCGAGGACCGGCCCAUUGGGUCCACCGUGGUCGUCAUCAGUGCCACCGACGAAGACACAGGUGAAAACGCUCGCAUCACGUACAUCAUGGAGGACAACGUCCCCCAGUUUAAGAUCGACCCCGACACGGGCGCCAUCACCACCCAGAUGGAGAUAGACUACGAGGACCAGGCGUCGUACACGUUAGCCAUCAUCGCCAGGGACAACGGCAUUCCUCAGAAGUCCGAUACAACCUAUGUGGAGAUAAUAAUCCUGGAUGCCAACGACAACACACCUCAGUUCCUACGGGACAUGUAUCAGGGAACUGUAUUCGAGGACGCACCCGUUUACACCAGCGUGCUCCAGAUAUCUGCCUCCGACAGGGACUCCGGAUCCAACGGCAGGCUGAGCUACACCUUCCAGGGUGGAGAUGACGGAGAGGGGGACUUCUUCAUCGAGCCCUACUCUGGCAUCAUCAGAACAGCCAGGAAGCUAGACAGAGAGAACGUGCCUGUGUAUACCCUGAAGGCCUUCGCUGUGGAUAAGGGGAUCCCUCCUCUCAAAGCAGCGGUGGACAUCCAGGUGUCAGUGCUGGAUAUCAACGAUAACGCGCCCGUGUUCGAGAAGGACGAACUGUUUAUCUACGUAGAGGAGAACAGUCCCGUCGGUUCCGUCUUGGCUCGGAUCAGCGCCACCGACCCAGAUGAGGGAACCAACGCUCAGAUCAUGUACCAGAUCGUGGAGGGGAACAUCCCAGAGGUCUUCAAGCUGGACAUCUUCAAAGGCGACCUCACCGCCCUCACGGACCUCGACUACGAGUCCAGAACCGAGUUUGUCAUCGUGGUCCAGGCCACGUCCGCUCCGCUCGUCAGCCGGGCCACAGUCCACGUCCGUUUAGUCGACAUCAAUGACAACGACCCGGUUCUGCAGAACUUUGAGAUUAUCUUCAACAACUAUGUGACCAACAAGUCCAAUAGUUUCCCCGCAGGGAUCAUAGGGAAGGUGCCUGCCCAUGACCCGGACGUGUCGGAUAAACUCCACUACAGCUUUGAGUCGGGGAAUGAGCUGAACCUACUGGUGCUGAAUGCAGACACGGGGGAACUAAAGCUCAGCAGAGACCUGGAUAACAACAGACCUCUAGAGGCCCCCAUGACUGUCUCUGUCUCAGACGGUAUCCAUCAGGUCACAGCCCUGUGCACCCUGCGUGUCACCAUAAUCACAGACGACAUGUUGACCAACAGCAUCACGGUGCGCCUGGAGAACAUGUCUCAGGAGCGCUUCCUGUCCCCUCUGCUGUCCCUCUUCCUGGAGGGUGUGGCAGCCGUGCUCUCCACCAGCCGCCAGGCCGUCUUUGUGUUCAAUAUCCAGAACGACACAGACGUGCGGGGCGCCAUCCUCAACGUGACCUUCUCGGCGCUGCAGCCAGGGGGUCCCCCAGGGAGGUACUUCCCCUCCGAGGAGCUGCAGGAGCAGAUCUACCUGAACCGCACCCUGCUCCGACUAAUAUCAUCACAACAGGUGCUUCCCUUCGACGACAACAUCUGCCUGAGGGAGCCGUGUGAGAAUUAUAUGAAGUGUGUGUCCGUGCUGAAGUUCGACAGCUCCCCGCCCUUCAUCUCCUCCGACACGGUGCUGUUCCGGCCAAUCCACCCCAUCAACGGUCUGCGCUGCCGCUGUCCUGCAGGCUUCACCGGGGACUACUGCGAGACGGAGAUAGACCUCUGCUACUCAGGACCCUGCAGGAACAACGGGAAGUGUCGCAGCCGAGAGGGAGGCUAUACCUGCGAGUGUCAGGAAGACUUCACUGGUGAGCACUGUGAGGUGAACGCCCGGUCGGGGCGGUGUGUCCCGGGGGUGUGUAAGAAUGGGGGGAAAUGUGUGGACCUGCUGGUGGGGGGGUUCAUGUGCCAGUGUCCCCCGGGAGAGUACGAGAAGCCUUACUGUGAGAUGACCACCAGGUCCUUCCCUGGUCGGUCCUUCAUCACCUUCAGAGGACUACGACAGAGGUUCCACUUUACUGUCUCGUUCAUGUUUGCCACCAGAGAGAGGAAUGCCCUGCUGCUGUACAAUGGGAGAUUUAACGAGAAGCAUGACUUUAUCGCCUUGGAGAUUAUCGAGGAACAGAUCCAACUCACCUUCUCUGCAGGAGAGUCGAAGACCGUGGUCCAUCCCUUUGUUCCCGGAGGGGUCAGUGACGGCCAGUGGCACUCUGUCCAGCUGCACUACCACAACAAGCCCAACAUUGGUCGACUGGGGAUCCCCCAUGGACCCUCAGGUGAGAAGGUGGCUGUGGUUGCUGUGGACGACUGUGACAUUGCCAUGGCAGUUCGUUUUGGCAACCAGAUCGGCAAUUACUCCUGUGCUGCCCAGGGAACCCAAACAGGACAGAAAAAAUCAUUGGACCUGACAGGACCGCUGCUGCUGGGUGGUGUUCCCAACCUGCCCGAGGACUUCCCUGUGAGGAACAGAGACUUUGUGGGCUGCAUGAGGAACCUGAGCAUCGACAGCAAACCCACCGACAUGGCCAGCUUCAUCGCUAACAACGGAACCACUGCAGGUUGUCCUGCCAAGAUCAACUUCUGUACUAAGGAUUUGUGUCAGAACGGAGGAGUGUGUGUCAACAAAUGGAACACCUACAGCUGUGACUGUCCUCUGGGCUACGGGGGCAAGAACUGCGAACAAGUGAUGCCGUCUCCGCAGCACUUUGACGGCCAGGCCCUGGUGUCGUGGAGUGACCUCGACAUCACCAUCGCUGUGCCCUGGUACAUGGGCCUGAUGUUCCGGACGAGGCAAGGCACUGGCACACUGAUGCGGGCUAACGCUGGAGAAUUCUCUACGGUCAAUUUACUGAUAAGUGAUCAGUACGUGAGGUUUGAGGUGUUUCUGGGAUCUGAGCGGGUAGCGGUGCUGGGCUUCCCUCAAGUCAGGGUGAACGAUGGGGAGUGGCACCAUGUCCUUGUGGAGCUGAAGAGCGUCAAAGACGGCAAGGACAUCAAAUACAUGGCCCUGGUGUCACUGGACUACGGACUGUACGAGAGGUCUGUGGAGAUAGGUAAUGAGCUGCCAGGUCUGAGGCUGAGGGCUCUGUAUCUGGGAGGAUUACCAGGAGUGGGGAACGACGUCCACGAUGGCUUCACCGGAUGCAUACAGGGUGUGCGUAUGGGUGAGACGUCCACCAACGUGGUCAACGUGAACAUGCUGCAGGGUUCUAAGAUUCAUGUAGAGGACGGCUGUGACCUGGCUGACCCCUGUGACUCUAACAUCUGCCCUGAAAACAGCCACUGCAGCGACGACUGGAGCACACACACCUGCGUCUGCGACCCAGGGUACUUUGGGAGGGAGUGCGUUGACGCGUGUCACCUCAACCCCUGUGAGCACGUGUCCACCUGCGUCCGCAAGCCUAGCUCCUCCCAUGGCUACACCUGCGAGUGUGGACAGAACUACUACGGACAGUACUGCGAAAACAAGGUUGAGAAGCCGUGUCCUCGGGGCUGGUGGGGGAACCCCAUGUGUGGCCCUUGCAACUGUGACAUCAGCAAAGGAUUCAACCCUGACUGUAACAAGACCAGUGGAGAGUGUCGGUGCAAGGAUAACUACUACCAGCCCAAGGAUGAGGACACCUGUUACCCCUGUGAGUGCUUCCCUCUUGGGGCCCACUCCCGUACUUGUGACACACACACCGGACAGUGCCCCUGUAAGGCCGGGGUCAUUGGACAACAGUGUAACCGCUGUGACAACCCCUUCGCUGAGGUCACCGCCACCGGUUGCGAAGUGGUGUACGAGGGCUGUCCCAAGGCCUUCGACCAAGGGAUCUGGUGGCCUAAGACCAAGUUUGGCCGUCCUGCAGCCAUGAACUGUCCCAAAGGAUCUAUCGGAACUGCCAUCCGCCACUGCAAUGAUGAAAAGGGCUGGCUGCCUCCUGAACUCUUCAACUGUACCACAGUCUCCUUCUCCCAGCUCAUGAAGAUGAAUGAGGAGAUGCAUCGUAACGAGUCCAGGAUGGAUGGCGAGCGCUCCAAAGCGAUCGUCCGCCUGCUCCACAACGCCACCAACCACACGGACAGCUACUACGGCAACGAUGUGAAGACAGCAUUUCAGCUGCUGACCAGGGUCCUCCAGUACGAGAGUCAGCAGACAGGCUUCGAUCUCACCGCCACGAGGGACGCAGAGUUCAACGAGAACCUGGUGAGAGCGGGCAGUGCCAUCCUAGACCCUGGCACCAGAGACCACUGGGAGCAGAUCCAACGCUCUGAGGGGGGAACCGCCCACCUGCUGCGCCACUUUGAGGAUUACACCAACAACCUGGCACGGAACAUGAGGAAGACCUACCUCAUACCAUUCACCAUCGUCACUGACAAUAUGAUCAUUGUUGUUGAUUACCUGGACACGUCCGUCCCUGAGCAGGCCUCAUUCCCUCGCUUCCAUGAGAUCCAGGAGUACUACCCCAAAGACCUCACGUCCUCUGUCCAUUUCCCACAGUUCAACACUAGGGCCCAGGAGGUCCCCGACAAAGUAGUCGAGCCCAGCCCCAGCGUCGAGCCCUCUCAGACCGACGCCCCUGAAGAGGAUCACAACCUAUCCAAUAAGAGACGCCGCCAUGUCGAGCCCGCCGCCCCCCUGCCUGUUGCCGUGGUGAUAGUGUUCAGGUCGUUGGGUCAGCUCCUCCCUGAGAGAUACGACCCGGACCGUAGGAGCCUCAGGCUGCCCAACCGUCCAGUGAUCAACACCCCCAUAGUGAGCACGUUGGUGUACAGCGAGGGUUCGCCCCUCCCUUCUCCCCUUGACCCCCCCAUCACACUGGAGUACACACUACUGGAGACAGAGGAGAGGACCAAACCUGUGUGUGUGUUCUGGAAUCACUCCAUCGCGAUUGGUGGUACGGGAGGCUGGUCGUCUAAGGGAUGUGAGCUGCUGAACAGGAACAACACACACAUCAGCUGUCAGUGUGACCACAUGAGCAGCUUCGCUGUGCUCAUGGACAUCUCCAAGAGAGAGCAUGGUGACGUGUUACCCCUAAAAAUUGUGACCUACACCACGGUGUCAGCCUCCCUGGUAGCCCUGCUCCUCACCUUCAUCCUGCUGGCUCUACUCAGGAAGCUACGCUCUAACCUCCACAGCAUCCACAGGAACCUGGUGGCCGCACUCUUCUUCUCCGAGCUCGUCUUCCUCAUCGGCAUCAACCAGACUGACAACCCGUUUGUGUGUACGGUGAUCGCCAUCCUGCUCCACUACUUCUACAUGUGUACGUUUGCCUGGAUGUUUGUGGAGGGCCUCCACAUCUAUCGCAUGCUGACGGAGGUCAGGAACAUCAACCACGGUCACAUGAGGUUCUACUACGCCAUGGGCUGGGGCAUACCUGCAAUCAUCACAGGUCUGGCAGUGGGUCUUGACCCUCAGGGCUAUGGGAACCCAGACUUCUGCUGGCUCUCUGUCCACGACACCCUCAUCUGGAGCUUCGCAGGACCCAUCUCUGUAGUCGUCCUGGUCAACAUUGUCAUCUUUGUACUGGCAGCUAAGGCAUCCUGUGGACGCAGGCAGAGGUCCUUCGAGAAGUCUGGAGCCAUUCCUGCUCUGAGGAUAGCCUUCGUCCUCCUAUUGCUCAUCAGCGCCACCUGGCUGUUGGGCCUCAUGGCAGUCAACAGUGAUGUCAUGACCUUCCACUACCUGUUCGCCAUCUUCAGUUGUCUGCAGGGCAUCUUCAUCUUCUUCUUCCAUGUGAUCUUUAAUAAAGAAGUGAGGAAGAAUCUGAAGAAUGUCUUUACUGGGAAGAAGGCUUUACCGGAUGAGUCCAGCACUACCAGAGCAUCUCUACUGACUCGGUCUCUGAACUGUAACAACACGUACACUGAGGACGGUCCUCUGUACAGGUCAGCCAUUGGGGAGUCCACUGUUUCUCUGGAGAGUGCCGUCAGGUCAGCCAAAAGCCACAGCAGCUACCUCGCUUACACACUCAGGGGUGACUCUGGUCAGAAGCCCAGUGUGUCGUCGGCAACAGCGAAAGCAGGACACACUGACCUGGACGGAUCUCUGUUCCACAGGAACGGCACUAAAGGAGGAGACGACUCGGACUCGGAUAGUGAGUUGUCUGUAGAUGAACACAGCUCGUCCUAUGCCUCGUCUCACUCUUCCGACAGCGAAGAUGAUGACAUGGACAUCAAGCCCAAGUGGAACAACGAGAGACAGCCUCUACACAGCACACCUAAAGGGACCAGCAUUGCGCCCAAAGUGGAAGUAGUGUCCAAUCACGUGAAGCCUUACUGGCCCAAGGAGGCGACAACAGCCAGUGACAGCGAGGAUCCUGGGGGUGCAGAACGGCUGAGGGUGGAGACCAAGGUGAACGUGGAGAUGCACCAGGAGAACAAACUCAACCAUGUAGGCGAGAGAGGAGAGACACCCCAGGACAGGGAGACCCCCACUAGGGAGAAUGGACCUCCCAGUCUACCCUCCAAUGGACCCUCCAAUGGGCCUCCAAGCCUACCCAACAGCACUCAUCAACCUGAGCCGAAGAAGGGCAUCCUGAAGAACAAGAUCACGUACCCUCCUCCCUUGACCGACAAGAACAUGAAGAACCGACUGAGAGAGAAGCUGAGUGACUACAACCCUCCCACCAUCUCUUCCUCCAUCCCUCCACCCGUCAUCCCUCCAUCUAAGACCCCCUCCGUGGCCUCCAACGACGGGGUGCACCCCGUAUCUCUGGGCAAGAGCAACAGCGCAAUCAUCAAGCCGCCGAUUGCCCCACGGCCACAAUUACCACAGAAUGGGGGCGUGGCUAUGAGCAUGAAGGCGAUAACAACCAACGGAGGCAACGAAUCAGACUCAGACGGCAGUAAUGAAACUUCAAUCUGACCCAGCAGGAAAACCAGAGUCUCUCUGCCCUUAUGAGAGGAGAAAAGAUGAUCUCUCACUGAAGUAGAGGAGAGAAGGAGGAGAAUAAAGGAACAAGAGAAGAAAGGACAAUGAAAGGAAAAGAGAGGAGAAAACAAGAGAGUAAUGGAGAAAAGGGAGGCGAGAAAAGGAUAGGUAUAAAGAAAAAGAGAGCAGGUAUCACACCCAUGUGCAAUGGAGAAGUGACCUCUCGCCCUUCACCUCUCACCCUCUUAAUCUCGUAAGGAGAGCAGUAUUACUGCAGAGCCCAUGCCUGCCGGACUAAAGUAAAGACAAGAAAAGGGAAUGUAUGCAUCAGACUUAACCAAGUAAAGGAUGGGGUCCUACCUACUGGACUAAUGGAACCUCCUGUGCCAAACCACAUUUUUGAAAUCCGUGAAGAAAGACUCCAUCCCCCAGAAUGAGUGACUCACAUUGGUCGAUCAGAGACUCUUAAGAGCCUCAGGACUGAUACAGAUAUGGAUGUAUGACCACUGUGUGCCGGUACAGUCAGAGGUAAUCCGGAGAAAGACUUCUAAGACUACAAAUCCUAUGGAGACCUACAGGAAGCUCAGGAGAAACUCAGAGACUUACCAACUGCCCUGUUCCUCCAAGCUAAUCAUAGAAAGAGGAGCAUAGCUUUUCACCCAAUGCUUUUAGAGUGUAAUUAAUAUGUAGAUAUUUCCUCAAAAAAAUCUAUAUUUUGUAUUUGAACUGUGUCAUCAUGGAUGAGACAAAACAACAUAUUUGUAAAUUGAAAAGAAAAUGCUUUUGUAAACACAACAAUUGUAGAAAUCCUUUGUCAUUGUGGAGAAAUCACACGCUGUUAUAGGACAUGUUCUUCUGUGGCUCAGACUAGCAAACCUGUGCCUUAUCGUUGUGCAAACCAUGCCCAUCAGGCACUCCAGGAGUGCUCCCCCCCAAAAAAAUUGAACACAGGUCAGCAGCACACACCCAUUAUUCUGCUUACCAAAGUAGAUCAAGAACCACUGCAGUACAUAUAUACGGUAUGGAGUCUCUAAUGUCAAGCUAACCACUACACAAGUAAUGCCUUUAUAACACUUCCUAUCAUGUGAUCGGCACUGUACAAAAUGUCUUAUUUUUUUUUGUAUGAUCAAAGACACUGGAAUCGUUUUGUAACACAUGUAUAUUUAUUUUUAUGGUUUCAAGACACUAGAAAAAAAUGAUUGUAACUGUAAAAUUAAAGAUGACACGUUGAUUUUU
Salvelinus namaycush (lake trout) is the source of this 9909-nucleotide messenger RNA. RefSeq names its product cadherin EGF LAG seven-pass G-type receptor 1-like. The record is from RefSeq and is a predicted model, not a curated record. Gene Ontology annotation, molecular function: calcium ion binding; G protein-coupled receptor activity. The coding region runs from base 1 to 8667 and encodes 2888 amino acids. NCBI's taxonomy places the organism in Eukaryota, Metazoa, Chordata, Actinopteri, Salmoniformes, Salmonidae. Gene Ontology annotation, biological process: cell surface receptor signaling pathway; G protein-coupled receptor signaling pathway; homophilic cell-cell adhesion. The transcript is spliced from 38 exons. Gene Ontology annotation, cellular component: plasma membrane.